AUGAUCCGAAAUUUUGUCUUAUUAUUCGUUUUUUUGGCCGCACUUUCUAUGGUCAAUGCUUUUCAAUCCCAACUGGUUAAAAGGCAGGCUUCAUUUGGGAGAUGUCCGCUUCCAGUACCUCAAGAUAUUCCAAUAAUUACUAACAUAACACUUAAUCCUGAUCCUCCAAUUGCUGAUUCUCAGGUCGAGGUUAAAGGUUCAGCAAUGACCAAUAAUGAUAUUGUUAAUGACACUUUCUUCACUUUUGUAAUUUUCAACGAAUCUAUAACCAUAUUCGCCAAACCUACAAAUAUUUGCAAUCCAUUUAGGUGUCCAACUAAAACCAUAUCCGCCAAACCUACAGACAUUUGCGAUCCAAUUAAGUGUCCAACUAAAGUGUUUAAUUUUGACAUUAAAUAUUAUUUAGACGUAGGAUUUUUUCCUUCAUCAUACACCAUUUUGGUUUUAAUUGGACCUCAGAGUCCUACAAUAAAUGAUAC
Molecule: messenger RNA, 479 nt
Organism: Racocetra persica
Lineage: Eukaryota; Fungi; Glomeromycota; Glomeromycetes; Diversisporales; Gigasporaceae
Source: the annotation of a GenBank genome assembly